AUGGCAGGGACAGUAGAGUUUAGUGGCAUAAGAAGGAAAAACAGAAAUAGAAGCAAGGGCGCUGACAGGCUUCAGUCCUGGCAUGGGGAGACAGGAAGCAAGGGGAACAUAAGACAAGCUUCUUUCGGAAUUUCAGCUAGCUUCAACAUCUUCCCAUCACUGCUGACAAAUGUAGCAAUAACACCUGCUAAUCCUGCUCACAAUGGCCGUGUGUGCAGCACGUGGGGCAAGUUCCACUUCAAGACCUUCGACGGGGACAUAUUCACCUUCCCCGGGCUCUGUAAUUACGUUUUUGCCUCCCACUGCAACGCUCCCUAUGAGGAUUUCAACAUCCAGAUUAGGCGUGAAGUGGUGGCAAACACUCCGACAAUCAACCGCAUCACCAUGAAACUGGAAGGUGUCGUUGCCGAGCUAACAAAAGAUGCUGUCAUGGUCGAUGGCAACAGAGUUCAACUGCCAUAUAGUCAAUCUGGUAUUACGAUGGAGAAGAGCAGCAUUUAUGUGAAAGUUGGCAGCAAAAUCGGUGUUGUGUUAUUGUGGAAUGAAAAGGACAGUAUUCUGCUGGAAUUGAAUGAGAAAUAUGCCAAUCAGACUUGUGGGCUUUGUGGUGACUUCAAUGGCUUUCCCAUAUACAAUGAGUUCAUUUCAAACAAUAUUAAGAUGACAGCCUUGCAGUUUGGGAAUCUGCAGAAAAUGGAUGGGCCAACAGAACACUGUGAAGAUGCCACUUCUAUCCCAACAUAUAACUGCUCUGAUGAUCUUGAUGACAUAUGCGAGAAAACACUGACCAGCUCUGCAUUUGCCGACUGUAAUGACCUAGUUGAUGUUAAAGACUACAUUAAGGCUUGCCAAGAUGACUUGUGCAGCUCUGAAGAAUCUAAAAACAGCUCAUGCAUCUGUGACACCAUUGCCGAGUACUCCCGGCAGUGUGCUCAUGCUGGUGGGCAGCCCCUGGACUGGAGAACUUCAAAACUGUGCCCCAAGACGUGUCCUUACAACAUGCAGUACCAGGAGUGCAACUCCCCCUGUACUGACACAUGCACGAAUCCUGAACGAUCUCUGUUUUGUGAAGAACACUGUAUCGAUGGCUGUUUCUGCCCCCCAGGGACUGUAUUUGAUGACAUCAACAAUUCUGGCUGCAUUCCCCAGCAGGAGUGCUCCUGUAUUUACAAUGGCAAAACCUAUGCUACAGGAGCUUCUUUUUCAGAACCAUGCCAGACCUGUACCUGUAAUGGGGGCCAGUGGAGCUGCCAAGACAAGUCCUGCCCAGGAACGUGCUCUGUAGUGGGAGGUUCCCACAUUUCCACCUAUGAUACGAAGCACUAUGAUCACCACGGAGACUGCACCUACGUCCUCUCUAAGGACUGUACAGAUGAAAAAUUUACCAUCCUGGCAGAACUACGCAAGUGUGGCCUGACUGACACUGAGACCUGCCUGAAGUCAGUGACCCUCAACAUGAAUAAAGGACAAACUAUCGUGGAGGUCAAACCUGAUGGCGGUGUGUUUGUGAACUCCAUCUACACCCAGCUGCCCAUUUCAGCAGCUAAUGUCACCAUGUUCAGACCUUCCUCAUUCUUCAUGAUCAUGGACACAAGCUUUGGCAUCCAGGUGGAAGUGCAGUUCACACCCGUGAUGCAAGUGUUUGUGCGUCUGGAUGCUUCUUUCAAAAACCAGACUUGUGGUCUCUGUGGAAAUUUCAAUAACAUCCAAACUGACGACUUCAAGGUCAUAAGUGGAAUAAUUGAAGGAACAGCAUCAGCAUUUGCUAAUACAUGGAAAACUCAGGCCUCAUGCCCUAAUAUCCAGCAGAGUUUUGAGAAUCCUUGUGCACUCAGCAUUGAUAAUGAAAAAUACGCUCAGCAUUGGUGUGGACUGCUCACUGACAGCACAGGACCUUUUGCUGCUUGUCACUAUGCAGUGAAUCCCGCUGUUUACCACACGAACUGCAUGUUUGACACAUGUAACUGUGAAAAUAGCGAGGACUGUCUGUGUGCAGCUCUGUCUGCCUAUGUGAGAGCUUGUGCUGCAAAAGGAAUCCAGCUGCAGGGAUGGAGGGCUGAUGUCUGCACAAAAUACACCACCUCAUGUCCCAAAUCCCUGAGCUACAGCUAUACCAUCUCUUCCUGCCAACCCACCUGCCGCUCUCUGAGUGAGCCUGAUGUCACAUGCAAUAUUAAGUUUGUCCCAGUUGAUGGCUGCACCUGUGUAAAUGGAACCUACAUGGAUGAGAGUGGCAAAUGUGUGCCUGCUAAUGAGUGCCCCUGCUACUACAAAGGAUCUCCUAUACCAUUUGGAGAAGUGGUCCAUGAAAAUGGGCGUGUAUGCACUUGUGUCCAGGGAAGACUGAAUUGCAUUGGAGCACCAAAUCCAACUUCAGUCUGUGAAUCUCCCAUGGUCUACUUUGACUGUAAAAACAACACAGCAGGAACAACUGGAGCAGAAUGUCAAAAAAGUUGCCAGACUCUGGAUAUGCAGUGUUAUAGCUCACAAUGUACAUCUGGCUGCAUAUGCCCAGAUGGGCUUGUGUUAGAUGGGAAUGGUGGUUGUAUUCCUGAAGAGGAAUGUCCAUGUAUUCACAAUGAAGCCAUGUAUCAGCCUGGAGAAAAGAUCAACUUCGACUGUAACACCUGUGUAUGCAAGAAUAGGAAGUGGGAAUGUACCAAAGAUCAAUGUCUGGGCACUUGUGCUGUUUAUGGAGAUGGUCAUUAUAACACCUUUGAUGACAAAAGGUUCAGCUUCAAUGGAAACUGUGAAUACACACUAGUCCAGGACCACUGUGGCAAAAGUGGCACAGUCAACGGGACCUUCAGGGUUGCCACUGAAAAUGUUCCCUGUGGCAACACUGGGACAACUUGCUCAAAGUCUAUCAAAGUUUUCUUAGAGAGCUAUGAGCUGAUCCUUGGCGAAGAGCGUGUCAGUGUCGUAAAGAGAGGGCAGAAUGACGAGGUGCCAUACACAGUCCGCUAUAUGGGGAUGUACCUGGUAAUUGAGACCAAAAGUGGGCUGAUCCUCAUGUGGGACAAGCACACCAGCAUCUUCAUCAAGCUCAGCCCUCGUUUCAAGGGCCAGGUCUGUGGUCUCUGUGGAAAUUAUGAUGGCAACAGCGUCAAUGACUUUACUACAAGGAGUCAGUCUGUAGUAGAGAAUGUCCUAGAGUUUGGAAACAGCUGGAAAGUAUCCUCUACGUGCCCUGAUGCUGCCAGUGUCAAGGACCCAUGUUCUACCAACCCUUAUCGGAAGUCCUGGUCAGAGAAGCAGUGUAGCAUCAUCAACAGCAAUGUCUUUGCUGCCUGUCACUCUCAGGUUGAACCAGCAAAAUAUUACCAAGCAUGUGUGACAGAUGCUUGUGCCUGUGACACUGGAGGAGACUGUGAUUGCUUUUGUACAGCAGUAGCUGCCUAUGCUCAAGCAUGCAGUGAAGUUGGUGUAUGCAUAGCCUGGAGAAGCCCAACAAUUUGUCCACUGUUCUGUGAUUACUACAAUCAGCAAGGAGAAUGUGAAUGGCACUAUAAGCCUUGUGGUGCUUCCUGUAUGAAGACCUGUAAGAACCCAAGUGGAAAAUGUCUCAAUGACCUGCCAGGUUUAGAAGGCUGCUACCCUAACUGCCCACCUGACAAGCCAUAUUUUCAUGAGGAUCAGAUGAAGUGUGUUAGUCUCUGUGACUGUUAUGAUGAUGAAGAUGGAAAGAUAUAUCAGCGAGAUGAAUGUAGUAUAUGUGAGUGCACAUCAGAAGGUUUACAGUGCAAGUUCGAUGAUAAAGCCUGCAACUGCAUUUAUGAAGAGAAUAGCUAUAAAUAUGGUGAACUCAUCUACAACACCACAGAUGGAACUGGAUGGUGUUUCAGUGCAACAUGCGAUGUCAAUGGAACAAUAAGCAGAAACAUCUUUAAAUGUGGCAUUUUUACAACAACCCCAUUUACAUUUUCCACAAGUCAGCCCACAACUACUGCUUCAGAAAUUACAACUGCAACACCAGUGACAACUGUAUGUGUGAAAAAUGUCUGUGUGUGGUCAGAAUGGUAUGAUUCCACUCAGCCUGAAAAGAAAGAGGACAGUGGAGAUUAUGAAACAUAUCAAAAUCUCAAGGAUAAAGGAUACAGUGUCUGUACAAACCCAAGCGAUGUUCAAUGCAGAGCCAAAGAACACCCAGAUACUGAAAUUACCAACCUUAACCAAACAAUAGAGUGUAGUCAAAGCAGAGGAUUAAUAUGCAAUAACCAGGACCAAGAAUCCAAGCAGUGCUAUAAUUAUGAAAUCAGAAUAUCAUGCUGCAGAUACAUACCAUGUUCAGAAGCACAAACUACAACACCCACAACCACAAGAGAAUUCACAACUACUGCUGUAGAAUCAACACCAUUUAAAGUACAGACAACAAUAAUACCAACAACACAAAAACAAGAAAGUGAAGUAACGACAACACCAACAAGGGAACGAGACAGAACGACUCCUCAGAGUGAAACAUCAGUAACAGCAACGACAACCCAAGUCUCAACAACAGGAUACCAAAUCACAACUACGACAGCAGGAACCUCCACUGUGGUGACUGAGACUACAACAUCUCUUACAACGCCCUCUGAAGUUAAAAUACAAACCACCACAGGAUCCACAGCUGGCCCCAGCACCACGGGUUCAGCGACAGAGGAAACAACCAUCAUCGCUACCACCACCAGCACAUCUCCCCCUCAGACUGAAGGUACAACCAUCAUCAUCCCAACAACAACAAGAGAGCCCACGCCAGCCACAAGCAUUGCCAGCACCUCCAGGACUACCGAGAGAAGCACCACAAGAGCCUCUGCCACAUCUGCUCCACGAGAAACCUCCACUGUGGUGACCGAGACUACAACAUCUCCCACAACACCCUCUGAAGUUAAAAUAAGAACCACCACAGGAACCACAGCUGGCCUCAGCGCAACCAUCAGCACGCCACCCACAACAACUUGGCCCACGCCAGCCACCACCACAAUCCGCAUCUCCAAUAGCACAGACAACUGCGUGGUGGAGCGCUGUGCCUGGACACAGUGGUUUAAUGUGGACUCCCCUACUCCAGGCAGUGAAAAUGGAGAUUCAGAGACAUUUGAAAACAUCAGAGCUGCUGGGUAUGAGCUGUGUGAUAAGCCUCAAGACAUCAAGUGCCGAGCUAAAGACUACCCUGACUCAAUUGUAAAAAUAAUGGAACAGAAAUUUGACUGCAGCCUUGACAGGGGGCUUGUGUGCAGAAAUAAGGACCAGACUCUCAAGUACCCCACGUGCUUUGACUACGAGGUCUCAGUGCUGUGCUGUGACCGAAAACACUGCCAGACAACAGUACCAACCACAGCAACCACUGUAAGCACCUCCACAACACACAUCCCAGCAGAAACCACCACAAUAGAAACACGACCUGCAGCAACACCAACUGCUCUCCCCACACACUCACAGCAAGUAAUAACAACCACCGUAGGAACAACAAGUACCCUCUCACCACAAGGAACCACCAUCAUCACCCCAAGAUACACAGAGCCGAUGAAAUUAAAAACCACAACAGGCAACACGGCUAUCCCCAGUACCAAGAGCUCAGCUGGACAGGAAACAACCAUCAUCUCUACGACCACCAGCACAUCUACCCCUCAGACUGAAGGCACAACCAUCAUCACCCCAACCACAACAAGAGAGCCCACACCAGCCACAAGCACUGCCAGCACCUCCAGGACCACUGCAGGAAGCACCACAGGAGCCUCUGCCACAUCUGCUCCAGAAGAAACUACCACUGCAGCAACCCAGACUACAAAACCUCUCACAACAACGUCCAGAGUUAAAAUAAGAACCACCACAGUGGGGCCCAGCACCACAGGCUCAGCCGGAGAGGAAACAACCAUCAUUGCUACCACCACCAGCACCUCUCCCCCUCAGACUGAAGGUACAACCACCAUCACCCCACCCACAACAACAGUGCCUACCCCAGCCACCAGCACUGCCAGCACCUCCAGGACCACUGCAGGAAGCACUGCAAGACCCUCUGCCACCUCUGCUUCAGGAGAAACCUCCACUGUGGCAACCCAGGCUCCAACAUCUCCCACAACACCCUCUGAAGUUAAAAUAAGAACCACCACAGGAUCCACAGCUGGACCCAGCACCACAGGCUCAGCUGGAAAGGAAACAACCAUCAUCGCCACCACCACCAGCACAUCUCCCCCUCAGACUGAAGGUACAACCAUCAUCAUCCCAAAAACAAGAGAGCCCACACCAGCCACCAGCACUGCCAGCACCUCCAGGACUACCGAGAGAAGCACCACAAGAACCUCUGCCACAUCUGCUCCAGGAGAAACAUCCACUGCGGCAACCCAGGCUCCAACAUCUCCCACAACACCCUCUGAAGUUAAAAUAAGAACCACCACAGGAUCCACAGCUGGCCCCAGCACCACAGGCUCAGCCGGACAGGAAACAACCAUCAUCGCUACCACCACCAGCACAUCUCCCCCUCAGACUGAAGGAACGACAACCAUCACCCCACCCACAACAACAGUGCCUACCCCAGCCACCAGCACUGCCAGCACGUCCAGGACCACUGCAGGAAGCACCACAAGAGCCUCUGCCACAUCUGCUCCACGAGAAACCUCCACUGUGGUGACCGAGACUACAACAUCUCUCACAACGCCCUCUGAAGUUAAAAUAAGAACCACCACAGGAUCCACAGCUGGCCCCAGCACCACAGGCUCAGCUGGAAAGGAAACAACCAUCAUCGCCACCACCACCAGCACAUCUCCCCCUCAGACUGAAGGUACAACCAUCAUCAUCCCAAAAACAAGAGAGCCCACACCAGCCACCAGCACUGCCAGCACCUCCAGGACUACCGAGAGAAGCACCACAAGAACCUCUGCCACAUCUGCUCCAGGAGAAACAUCCACUGCGGCAACCCAGGCUCCAACAUCUCCCACAACACCCUCUGAAGUUAAAAUAAGAACCACCACAGGAUCCACAGCUGGCCCCAGCACCACAGGCUCAGCCGGACAGGAAACAACCAUCAUCGCUACCACCACCAGCACAUCUCCCCCUCAGACUGAAGGAACGACAACCAUCACCCCACCCACAACAACAGUGCCUACCCCAGCCACCAGCACUGCCAGCACGUCCAGGACCACUGCAGGAAGCACCACAAGAGCCUCUGCCACAUCUGCUCCACGAGAAACCUCCACUGUGGUGACCGAGACUACAACAUCUCUCACAACACCCUCUGAAGUUAAAAUAAGAACCACCACAGGAUCCACAGCUGGCUCCAGCACCACAGGCUCAGCCGGACAGGAAACAACCAUCAUCGCCACCACCACCAGCAUAUCUCCCCCUCAGACUGAAGGUACAACCAUCAUCAUCCCAAAAACAAGAGAGCCCACACCAGCCACCAGCACUGCCAGCACCUCCAGGACUACCGAGAGAAGCACCACAAGAACCUCUGCCACAUCUGCUCCAGGAGAAACAUCCACUGCGGCAACCCAGGCUCCAACAUCUCCCACAACACCCUCUGAAGUUAAAAUAAGAACCACCACAGGAUCCACAGCUGGCCCCAGCACCACAGGCUCAGCCGGACAGGAAACAACCAUCAUCGCUACCACCACCAGCACAUCUCCCCCUCAGACUGAAGGAACGACAACCAUCACCCCACCCACAACAACAGUGCCUACCCCAGCCACCAGCACUGCCAGCACCUCCAGGACCACUGCAGGAAGCACCACAAGAGCCUCUGCCACAUCUGCUCCAGGAGAAACCUCCACUGUGGUGACCGAGACUACAACAUCUCUCACAACGCCCUCUGAAGUUAAAAUAAGAACCACCACAGGAUCCACAGCUGGCCCCAGCACCACAGGCUCAGCCGGACAGGAAACAACCAUCAUCGCUACCACCACCAGCACAUCUCCCCCUCAGACUGAAGGAACGACAACCAUCACCCCACCCACAACAACAGUGCCUACCCCAGCCACCAGCACUGCCAGCACGUCCAGGACCACUGCAGGAAGCACCACAAGAGCCUCUGCCACAUCUGCUCCACGAGAAACCUCCACUGUGGUGACCGAGACUACAACAUCUCUCACAACGCCCUCUGAAGUUAAAAUAAGAACCACCACAGGAUCCACAGCUGGCCCCAGCACCACAGGCUCAGCCGGACAGGAAACAACCAUCAUUGCUACCACCACCAGCACAUCUCCCCCUCAGACUGAAGGUACAACCAUCAUCAUCCCAAAAACAAGAGAGCCCACACCAGCCACCAGCACUGCCAGCACCUCCAGGACUACCGAGAGAAGCACCACAAGAACCUCUGCCACAUCUGCUCCAGGAGAAACAUCCACUGCGGCAACCCAGGCUCCAACAUCUCCCACAACACCCUCUGAAGUUAAAAUAAGAACCACCACAGGAUCCACAGCUGGCCCCAGCACCACAGGCUCAGCCGGACAGGAAACAACCAUCAUCGCUACCACCACCAGCACAUCUCCCCCUCAGACUGAAGGAACAACAACCAUCACCCCACCCACAACAACAGUGCCUACCCCAGCCACCAGCACUGCCAGCACGUCCAGGACCACUGCAGGAAGCACCACAAGAGCCUCUGCCACAUCUGCUCCACGAGAAACCUCCACUGUGGUGACCGAGACUACAACAUCUCUCACAACGCCCUCUGAAGUUAAAAUAAGAACCACCACAGGAUCCACAGCUGGCCCCAGCACCACAGGCUCAGCCGGACAGGAAACAACCAUCAUCGCUACCACCACCAGCACAUCUCCCCCUCAGACUGAAGGUACAACCAUCAUCAUCCCAAAAACAAGAGAGCCCACACCAGCCACCAGCACUGCCAGCACCUCCAGGACUACCGAGAGAAGCACCACAAGAACCUCUGCCACAUCUGCUCCAGGAGAAACAUCCACUGCGGCAACCCAGGCUCCAACAUCUCCCACAACACCCUCUGAAGUUAAAAUAAGAACCACCACAGGAUCCACAGCUGGCCCCAGCACCACAGGCUCAGCCGGACAGGAAACAACCAUCAUCGCUACCACCACCAGCACAUCUCCCCCUCAGACUGAAGGAACGACAACCAUCACCCCACCCACAACAACAGUGCCUACCCCAGCCACCAGCACUGCCAGCACGUCCAGGACCACUGCAGGAAGCACCACAAGAGCCUCUGCCACAUCUGCUCCACGAGAAACCUCCACUGUGGUGACCGAGACUACAACAUCUCUCACAACGCCCUCUGAAGUUAAAAUAAGAACCACCACAGGAUCCACAGCUGGCCCCAGCACCACAGGCUCAGCCGGACAGGAAACAACCAUCAUCGCUACCACCACCAGCACAUCUCCCCCUCAGACUGAAGGUACAACCAUUAUCAUCCCAAAAACAAGAGAGCCCACACCAGCCACCAGCACUGCCAGCACCUCCAGGACUACCGAGAGAAGCACCACAAGAACCUCUGCCACAUCUGCUCCAGGAGAAACAUCCACUGCAGCAACCCUUGCUCCAACAUCUCCCACAACACCCUCUGAAGUUAAAAUAAGAACCACCACAGGAUCCACAGCUGGCCCCAGCACCACAGGCUCAGCCGGACCGGAAACAACCAUCAUCGCUACCACCACCAGCACAUCUCCCCCUCAGACUGAAGGAACGACAACCAUCACCCCACCCACAACAACAGUGCCUACCCCAGCCACCAGCACUGCCAGCACCUCCAGGACCACUGCAGGAAGCACCACAAGAGCCUCUGCCACAUCUGCUCCACGAGAAACCUCCACUGUGGUGACCGAGACUACAACAUCUCCCACAACACCCUCUGAAGUUAAAAUAAGAACCACCACAGGAACCACAGCUGGCCUCAGCGCAACCAUCAGCACGCCACCCACAACAACUUGGCCCACGCCAGCCACCACCACAAUCCGCAUCUCCAAUAGCACAGACAACUGCGUGGUGGAGCGCUGUGCCUGGACACAGUGGUUUAAUGUGGACUCCCCUACUCCAGGCAGUGAAAAUGGAGAUUCAGAGACAUUUGAAAACAUCAGAGCUGCUGGGUAUGAGCUGUGUGAUAAGCCUCAAGACAUCAAGUGCCGAGCUAAAGACUACCCUGACUCAAUUGUAAAAAUAAUGGAACAGAAAUUUGACUGCAGCCUUGACAGGGGGCUUGUGUGCAGAAAUAAGGACCAGACUCUCAAGUACCCCACGUGCUUUGACUACGAGGUCUCAGUGCUGUGCUGUGACCGAAAACACUGCCAGACAACAGUACCAACCGCAGCAACCACUGUAAGCACCUCCACAACACACAUCCCAGCAGAAACCACCACAAUAGAAACACGACCUGCAGCAACACCAACUGCUCUCCCCACACUUCCACAGCAAGUAAUAACAACCACCGUAGGAACAACAAGUACCCUCUCACCACAAGGAACCACCAUUGUCACCCCAAGAUACACAGAGCCAAUGAAAAUAAAAACCACAACAGGAAGCACAGCUGGCCCCAGUACCACAGGCUCAGCCAGAGAGGAAACAACUGUCAUCUCUACCACCACCAUCACCUCUCACCCUCAGACUGAAGGUACAACCAUCAUCAUCCCAACAACAACAACAGUGCCUACCCCUGCCCCCAGCACCGCCAGCACCUCCACGACGACCUGGGAAAGCAGCACUCUAUCUACAGAAAAAACUCUUCAAACAGUAUUAUCCACUGUUGCUAUUCAAACAACAUCAACAAUUGCUGCCUCCACCCCUGAAAUAAAAUUGAAAACCACCACUGGCACAACGGUGGCCCCCAGCACCACAGGCUCAGCCGGAGAGGAAACAACCAUCAUUGCUACCACCACCAGCACCUCUCCCCCUCAGACUGAAGGUACAACCACCAUCACCCCACCCACAACAACAGUGCCUACCCCUGCCACCAGCACUGCCAGCACCUCCAGGACUACUGAGAGAAGCACCACAAGAGCCUCUGCCACCUCUGCUCCAGGAGAAACCUCCACUGCGGCAACCCAGGCUCCAACAUCUCCCACAACACCCUCUGAAGUUAAAAUAAGAACCACAACACCCUCUGAAGUUAAAAUAAGAACCACCACAGGCACCGCAGCUGGCCCCAGCACCACAGGCUCAGGUAGAGAGGAAACCACCAUCAUCACUACCACCACCAGCCCUGCCUCCACUUCACCUGAAAUAAGAUUAAUAACCACUUCUGGCCCCUCAUCUGUGCUCACUACAACUCUUCCUCAGUCUGGAAUUACCACAGGGGAAGUGGUAUACAACAGAACAGAUAGAGCUGGCUGUAAUUUUUAUGCACUUUGCAGCAAGGAAUGUGAGAUUGAGCCCUUCUACGGGCCAUGUCAUCUGACAACUCCUGCUCCUUCAGUCGCCUCAACUACAUCACAAGCUGCCUCACCAACCACAGCAACAACCACCACAAUUUCAGUAGAAAGAAACUGCACUGAUGUCAAUCCUGCACGAAAGCCUGGAGAGGAGUGGAUAGAAGAAUGCCAGAAAUGUGUCUGUGAUUCCCUCACUGCUACUGCACAAUGCCAGCCACUCCCAUGCCAAACAGCUCAGCAAACAACUUGUGACCUAGGAUUUGUUUCCAUGGCUGUAAUACCACAAAAAGACCCAUGUUGUCCUGAAUUUGAAUGCAAACCAAUACCUGAUGUCUGUGUGAUUAAUGGAACAUUGUACACGGUUGGAAAGUCAGUAGUAAUCGAUUCAUGUAAGAAGUGUACCUGCAGUUCUGAGAAGGAUCCAGAGACUAAUGCAAACAUUAUGCAUUGUGAAACAGUUCAGUGUGAGACAUCUUGCCCACUGGGUUACCAAUACAUGAUUGAGGAAGGAGAGUGCUGUGGGAAGUGUAUUGAAGUAGCUUGCAAAGUCAAACUCAGUAACAACACUGUUCAUGUCCUCAAUGUUAAUGAGAUCCUGCCACUCGAUCAGUGCAGCAACUACAAAUGUGAAAAAAUUGAAGAUCAGUUUGUUGCAGUCCAAACGAAAAGAGUAUGCCCUGAGCAUGACCCCGAAGAGUGUGAUCCUGAUGAAACAGAGAUUACAUCUGAUGGCUGCUGCAAAAUAUGUAAACCUAAAACCUGCAAGCCUUACACCAAGGAAACUGUGAUCCGCCAUGCUGACUGUGAGUCUUCUGGACCUGUUCAGGUCUCAUACUGUGAAGGAACUUGUCCUAGCUCCUCAAUGUACUCUCUUGAAGCAAACCAGAUGGAACACGAGUGUGGUUGCUGCCAGGAACUCAGCACCCAAACAAGAGAUGUGACCCUGACUUGCCAAAAUGGAACCAGCAUAAAUUAUACCUAUCUCUACGUGGAAAACUGCCAGUGUGUGAAUGCUUGCCCUUCAGAAACCACUGCAGCACCUGACUCCCAAUUCCAACAAUCUAGAAAAUAUGGCUCCCAAUUGCAGCAGGCUGUAUCACUUGGUUCCCAAUGGCAACUCAGCUGA
This is a messenger RNA of Melozone crissalis (California towhee), 12429 nucleotides long. Its product is annotated as mucin-5AC-like. The transcript is spliced from 39 exons. Gene Ontology annotation, molecular function: protein binding. Gene Ontology annotation, cellular component: extracellular matrix. NCBI's taxonomy places the organism in Eukaryota, Metazoa, Chordata, Aves, Passeriformes, Passerellidae. The coding region runs from base 1 to 12429 and encodes 4142 amino acids. The record is from RefSeq and is a predicted model, not a curated record.